This is a messenger RNA of Drosophila miranda, 3585 nucleotides long. It is a transcript of the gene Con, whose product is annotated as connectin. The record is from RefSeq and is a predicted model, not a curated record. NCBI's taxonomy places the organism in Eukaryota, Metazoa, Arthropoda, Insecta, Diptera, Drosophilidae. Gene Ontology annotation, molecular function: protein binding. The transcript has 7 exons. Bases 867 to 3044 code for a protein of 725 amino acids.
GUGUGUGUGUGCGGUUGACAUUCGAUUUACUUUCGCCAGAAAAAAAGAAGGCCGGAAAGAGGGAAGAAAGCAGAGGCGUAGCGCAGAGCACACUUUUUGGCAGCCUCUUCGCCACCGACUUCCGGUUUGCAUAUGUGUGGAUGUGCUGCGGUCGAUAUUUGCAUAAAUUAAAAAGAGCAUAAAAAGCAUAGAGAACAUAGAACAUAGCGGAUAGAGGAUAGAGGGGGGGGAGACAAGACACCAGCGACGGUUCGCUUAAUGAGUUUUUAAUACUCUGCCACGUUUCCACCUCUCUUCACUCUCCGGCGUGUUUGUGUGUGUGUGUGUGUGUGUGUGUGUGAACCAUUGCCACAGGAUUUGGGGACUCCUGCUAAUUUAUUGAGCCAGAGCCGAAAAGAGUUUAGAACGUGACUAAAACAGACACCAAAACCAAACCAAAGAAAACGCAAAAAGUAAAAGCGGAAGAAGCGGAAAAAAAAAACCUUAGGAAAAAGCAAAACUAAUUUGCACUUUGAACUGAAGUUCGUCCUGCGUCCUGCGGAAUUGUUGCUGCAAAAGUUUUUCCCCCCGGAUUUCGUUGGAAGACAACAAACAGCCCAAGUGCGAAGUGCUCUACUCGACUCGUUUCGAGGCGACUCCAGCUCUUAACGACUCCCGGGCGGCAUUGGCAUUGGCAUUGUCUGUCGGAACGGAGUUUCUUCCACACAAAAAGGUCCUGGGUCCGGGCUUUCGGGACAUUGGCAUUAGAUCGUGACGAGGCCUUUUACCCAAGCACUCAAUCGAAAGGAGAGGAAAGCAGCUUCCCAUUGAAGUCCUCCCCGCCCCCAAGAAAAAAGAAAAGGAAGGAAGAGGAAUACCGAAACGAAAUGUUGCCGCAUCAUCAGCGCCAUAAUAUGGCGGCUUCGGCGGCAGCUACGGUGGCAGUGCUGCUGCUGUUGGGCUGCUGCCUGAUGGCGCCGCCCACCGAGGCCCGUUCGAGUGACAAGGAGGGGCGCCGCAAUCGCAGCCGACAACAGGGAUCCGUGGCAGCCUCGGCAGCCAGCACCAAUGGCGCCUACUAUGGCGGCUCCUCCUCAUCGUCCUCCCUGACUGCCGCCAGCACUGGCUCUGGCUCUGGCUCUGGCACCGGCUCUGGCUCUGGCUCUGGCUCUGGCUAUGUGUUCAGCAGCAGCGCCUCAAUGGGCGGCGGCGGCGGCAGCACUGGCUACAACGGACCCAUGGACUCCACCGGUUUCUGCACCCGCAGGCGCGACAUGAAGCUGAUGUGCUACUGCACGCCCGACGAGAACCAUGUGCCCGUGCAGAAGGCCGAGUGCUGGGUGUUCUCCGAGGGACUGCACCAGAACGACACCACCUGGACGCGAUUCUACCAGCAGAAGCGGCUGCGCGAACUGAAGUUCGUGAUCCAGAACAACGCCCGACUCGACUACAUACCGACGAUGAUCAUUGAGCCGCUGAAGAACCUGAGCAGCAUCGUCAUCGAGUACUCGCAGGUGGAGAUUGUCAAGAGCUAUGCGUUCGCCAAUCUGCCCUUCCUCGAGAGGAUCAUACUGAACAACAACCACAUCAUGGCCCUCGACCAGGACGCCUUCGCCAAUCACAUCCGUCUGCGGGAGCUCAAUCUCGAGCACAAUCAGAUCUUCGAGAUGGAUCGCUACGCCUUCCGCAAUCUGCCGCUCUGCGAGCGUCUCUUCCUCAACAACAACAACAUCAGCACCCUGCACGAGGGCCUCUUCGCGGACAUGGCCCGUCUCACCUACCUGAAUUUGGCCCACAAUCAGAUCAAUGUCCUCACCAGCGAGAUCUUCCGCGGCCUGGGCAACCUGAAUGUCCUCAAGUUGACGCGAAAUAAUCUGAACUUCAUCGGCGACACGGUCUUUGCAGAGCUCUGGAGUCUGAGUGAACUGGAAUUGGAUGAUAAUCGGAUUGAGCGCAUCUCCGAGCGUGCUCUGGACGGCUUGAAUACAUUGAAAACUUUGAAUUUGAGAAAUAAUUUGCUUAAGAAAAUCGACAAUGGUCUGCUGCGCGGCACCCCAGCGCUGCUCUCCAUCAAUGUGCAGGCAAACAAAUUGGAAACGCUGACAUUCUACACGUUCCAGCCAAUUAUGGACAAUUUGGUUAACAGCACCAGUGAGCUGUUGGUGUCAGACAACAAAUUCAUUUGCGACUGUCGUCUACAAUGGAUCUUUGAAUUGAAAAAUCGCACACGUCACCUGCAGCUGCGUGACUCUCUGGACGAGCUCCUCUGCUCGCUGCCGGAGCCGAAGCUGUCGCAUUUCGUGGACCCAGUGCCCCCGAACAUCCUGGACGCGUUGAACGUGGGCGGCUUCACGGCCAUCGGCACGAACAGCGCCAGCAUGGGCGGCAUCGGCAACAGUGUGGUGGGCAGCAGCUACAGCAGCCUGGACGACCUGAGCAUCGGUGGAUCCUCCCGGAAGCACUCCUCGAGCAAGUCCCGCCAGGCCUUGCGCGGACAGCGCCAGUUCGCGGCCGAGAAUGUCGUCGAGGGCAAGAUGCGACGCAAGCGGCAGCAGGAGAAGCAGCAGCAGCAGCAGCAGCAGCAGGAGCUGGAGCUGGAGCUGGCCAAGGGGCAGCUGGCUGCAGUGGCGCCCACCCACAAGCGGUACGACUACUACGACGACGUCAACGGGGGACUGGGACUGGCUCUGGGCCACGAUCUGGACGACAAUCUGAAUCUGCACAAGCAGGGCGGCUCCUUCUACAGCCCCGGCACGGCCACCGGAACGAAUCACAACGAUGUGGAGGUGCUGAUGGGACCACACCAGUCGCCCACCAGUGGCGGCGACUCGCUCGAUGCCCUGGCCAACAAGAACACGAUCAAUGUACGACUCUUCCUGCUGAAGCCCGAGAUGCUGCCCUGCCACGACGAGCUGAGCGAUCCCACCGAGCUGCCCCUGUCGCGCGAUCUCAUGGAUGUGCGCAGCAAUGUCCAGGACUCGCCGUUGAGCGGUGCCCCGCGGCAGGACCUGCUCUCGGGACUGAUCCUCCUCUGCCUGCUGGCGGUGGCGGUCAGUCGGGGUUGAUUCGGCCACGAACUCUGCUCGUUCGCGAACGCUUCUGUAUUCUGCAUUCGGUUUGGUUAUUCAUUGUACAUACUCGAGAGCCUUCAUCUUCGGAGUGGAGGAGGAGCGGGUGGAGUAGCAGGAGGAGUGGCAGGAGGAGGAGGAGGAGGAGUAAACGCAAAUAACCCUUUGGAAACGAGCUUCAUGAAACACGAGCGAUAUAAGCCUAAAGAGCAAACAAACGUCUUGUAAAUAUGUAUGUAAAAAACGAAACAAAAUUCGAUUGAAGAAAACCUACUACUAUAAUCCUAGCUAAUGUUAGCUGUAAUGUUACGACUACUCGACUUUCGAUCCUAAAACUAGAAAAACUUGAGCUCCAAAAACUUUAGGAACAGCAACAGCAACAGAAAAACCCAACAGCAACAGAGAAUCCCAUAAAAGCAGAAACUUCUACGAAACCGAAACCGAAACCGAAACUGAUUGAUUGAUUGAUUGAACCUCCGAGCAAACUGGCGUUUCAUUUAAAGAGAGAAAAACUCUAACUAAAAAAGAAAAAAACUAU